This is a messenger RNA of Vollenhovia emeryi, 2899 nucleotides long. Its product is annotated as prohormone-2-like. NCBI's taxonomy places the organism in Eukaryota, Metazoa, Arthropoda, Insecta, Hymenoptera, Formicidae. The transcript has 9 exons. The record is from RefSeq and is a predicted model, not a curated record. The coding region runs from base 71 to 1180 and encodes 369 amino acids.
GGAAGCGCAGAGAAGAGACACGACCGUCCUUGUUGAAGGGCAAACCGGCGAAAUCGCUGCGUCUCGAAAGAUGACGUAUAACUGGGCGUGGUUGCUGCUGCUGCUGUUCUCCCUGGUCUCGAUAGGCAUGUGCCUGCCUACGAACCUGAUGGAGGACGCGAAGAAGGCGGACCAGGCCAUGAAGCCGAAAUCAAAACGUACGCAGGAAAUGUUGAUGUUUGGCAAUCAGCAGAAUCGACAAGCUGCCGCCGCCGCCGCCGCCGCAGGUGAAUCCUUCACCUCGAACGCGGAGAAACGAACCCUCGCUGCCUCGGGAUUAGGAGGCUUAAAAGCGGCUCUUGCCGAGGACGAUAAACCAUCCUUGGGCCAGAAACCGCCUAGCAACGCUAUGUACGAGCACGAGGCGUAUUCUCCGUACGAGAAGAAUUACGACUACAGUAAAGUCGUGGUGAACGAGGUCGAGGAGGAUGUACCGCGAGUGUGGGACACGGUGCCGUAUUCGCGGUAUUACGCGGGCGAGGAUCGGCGCAAGAGAUCGGAAAAGUCGAGCGGUAGCACGCGGCCGAGCUCGACGUUGCAGCCUCCGACGAGUUCGUUCCAAACGAAACGGCUGCCGAGCCUUGCGAUGCCUACCCAGCAACCGGUGCAGGCUCAAGUUAAGAGGAGCGUGCCGUUCUACCAGGAGCCGCGAUACAAGCGAGAGCUGUCUCUGGACAUCAAUCCCAACGACAUGUUGACCCUCUUGUCCCUGUGGGAAAACGAGCAGCGAAACGGAAAUUGGCGCAAGUACCCUGGCGAGGAGUACGAGAUUGACGACAGCGAUUUUCUCGAUGAGGAAGACGUUAGAAACGCUCUCCCGUGGCUGACGCCGGUGUAUCCCGCCCGGCACUACGACACGUUGUCGCCCUCCGACAUCGGAAUAGUCCGGACCCACCCGCCCAGCUACUACGAACAGUACGGAAAGCAGUUGGAUCAGCAGUACGAAGGCGCCGCGCAAUACGGCAAUCAUGUUAAUCCGCAGUACGAUUUCCUCUAUCCUCAACGCGCCGCGUACUAUCCGCAGAAGAGGUUUAUAGUGUCCAAGAAGCGAACGCAGAGCUACGAUCCGUACUCGGCUGCUCAGCUGCAGUUAAGCUCCCAGCCGCGAAGCUACCAGUAUCCCCACCGAAUGGUCUACUAAGUAAUCCGCGACGUCUUGGGGGCUGUCUAGAGGCGCGCGAGGAGAAGUCUCUCCUUGGACAAGUUUCUACCGAAAGGGAUAUCGCAUAGGCAGCCGACAUUUUUCGGAAUCGGCCCUCGUUGUCCUGCUCCUCCUCAGCUAUCCUCCCUUUCUAUCGCAGGAGGCGGAAUAAUGCGGCGGCGAUGCGGAUUCAUCCGAGUUCUAAACACACACACACACACACACACAGAGAGAAGGUUUUCUCGGGUUCGCAAGAGCUGCGCUGAAGGGACGUGGAAAACUAACCUUCCUUCAUCCGGAUCCAAAUACCUCGGGAAUACAAAUAUAAAAAGUCGCGUUUAGGAUAUUUAUCGCGACGACAAAGAUCAACACUAACGACUCCUUCGCAGCAUGAGAAACAUAUCAGAGUCCACGACUCAAUAUCCGAAACAAUUUCUCGCGCAGCUUGAAACAGCAAGCUCAUCGAUAAGUUUCGCUCAAGCUCUCUUAAUCCGAUCCUGCGAUAACGGUUAAAAUGUAAAGAAGCUUCAGCGCGCUCUUGUUACUUGCUUAAUGGUAGUCUUACAAUUUUAAGCUCCCUUUGCGUGUAAUACGGGCGACGCGCCCGUAAUGACGCUACGACUGAAUCAUUAAACAAUCGUAGUAUCGAAUCAAAUUAUCCUCAGGCUUGAUUUCGACGACUUUGUGACUGAUAUAAAACACACACACACACACACAUAUAUAUAUGUAAUACAAAUAUGUACAUGAGGCGAUAUAGUUUUGUUUAUGAGUUAGCAUGAGACUAGAUGUAGGUUUAUUCGUCUAUACUAGAUAAUUCGAGCGAGUAGGAAUUGAGAAGAAUUGGGAACGAGAGAGAUAAAGCGAUGAAGAGGAUGGGCCGAAAUUUACUGCGCUAUGCGGAUUACAAUUAGAGCGUUACCGUGAAAUCUCUAGAAACUUGUAGCGAUCGUAUCAACCAAAGCAAAAUGUUAAGAGUUACACAUAUAUUUACGUUUAAUCGAGCAAGUGCAAGACCGGACCGUCGUCUUUGUCGUAUUUUAAUCAUCGAUGUCCGUAUUUUUGGAAAACGCUCGAAGGAGGAAGAGUAAUGUGCCGGAGGGGUUUAGCCUCGUAAGAUUUAGCUUCGAACCAAACACGGCCUUCCAUAUUCAACACUCCGAGGAGACUGAACAAUCCCUAUAUAAUUAAUUAACAUAAAUACAUACACGUUACACAAAAACACACACGUAACGUCUUGGCUAACGAUGUCACACGUUAUGCUUUGUUUCAUUUCGAGCGCCAUCAUUUUUUUCUACGACGAUCUCUAUACAGACUUUUCAAGAACGUUGGCACACGCGUGUUCUUUGCAAUUCUAUUAUUGUUGACGAAAGGAAAAAGACGAGCAAUAUUCCUCAUAGUAUUUUCAAUCUUCUUCAUGCUUUUCUUUUUCGCUCAAUUACUAUGGAUUUAAAUUUCAUCAAAUGUUUACGAGUUAGAGCAGGGGACGAAAAGUAAAAUCACUUAAAAACAAGUUAUCUUUCUAUUUGUGUCCGUAUAGCCACGUCGGAAAGACAGAUUUUGUCUCGAGAGAGUGAGUGAAUGUGUGUGUCUAUUCUGCUCUCUAAUUAAAGAUCUUUCUUUAAUGGGACGAAGACAACCGAAUACGCGAUAACGGCGGGGAAUCGUUGAAAAUUUUGUUGAGAACAUUCACCCGUUGUUCGACGCGGUUAAGAAAAAUUU